AUGCAGGCCAAUUCUGAUUCCGAUCGUAUAGAACGUUUUUUGAAGCGUUGUGUUGUAAAACGGGGUGAUGCUAUGACACAAAUGAAGACUUUGUACGAACUUGCGCUUACUGUGGAAUCAAAUCCCGACGUAGCUCCUAUAUUUUGUGCGCGAAAACGAGAUAUAGAAACACUCGUCACAGAAUUCAACGUUGAACACAACAGUGUUUUGGACAAUCUCCUCUUACUGUCACGCGAGGACGAAUUUACUGAUUCUCAUCUGUCGUUCAAAACAAAAUUCAUGGAACAAUACUACUAUAUCAUUGCGUUAGGUACGAGACUACAAUUAGAUCCGCGACCCCCAGUUAUGGAACCACCGAAAAGCAAUGUUAAGCAUCUUACACUACCAACAAUUAAAUUGCCCAUGUUUGACGGCGAUCUUUUAAAGUGGCGUACAUAUCGGGACACAUUUACAUCGUUAGUUCAUAACAAUCCGGAUGUGUCAAAAAUUGAGAAAUUCCACCAUUUACUAUCGUCCACUACGGGCACUGCUGGUGGUGUGCUGCGUUCGCUGUCAUUAACAGAAGACAAUUAUGACAUUGUGUGGGACAAUCUGCACACUAUAUACGACAAUAAACGCGUACUUGUGACCGCACACUUAGAUGCAAUUUUUCAUUUUGCGCCACUAGUCAAAGAGUCGUUGUCAAGUUUGAAGUCUUUCCUGUCCACCUUUCAAGAAAACGUCGCGGCAAUUAAGGCACUUGACGUUGAAGACCUGGAAGGAUUGUUACUAUUCUACAUCGCAUCAAGAGCAUUAGAUCCAUGUACUCGGCGACUGUUUGAGUCCGAAUACCACUAUGUCGAUACUCCAACACUCAAUUUAUUGUUAGAGUUCGUUCAAAUUCGAUGUCAGGUACUUCAGAAUAUUAACGCCCAUCCCAUAAAACCAUCACCAUAUAAGAGUGGAACCUCAAAAUCAUUAUUAUUCGCUUCUUCCAGUACAGGCGCAAAAUUGUGCAAGCUUUGUCAAGAUACUCAUUUACUGCAUCAAUGUUCGAAGUUUGCUCAGUACAGUGUUCAACAACGGUUUGACUUCGCCAAAAGUAAGCGACUGUGUAUGAAUUGUCUCAGUCCCACACAUAAAACUUCUGAAUGCUCGUCCAAACACUCUUGCCGUGAUUGUUCUGGAAAACAUCAUUCAUUACUUCACCUCAAUCAGCGUCCCAAGAAGACAUCGGCAUUGACAUCUACCUCUGUUGCUCCCGAACCAGCGUCUACAGUUAUCACAGCACCGGGGACGUCAACUUCUAUAGGGGUUGAAAGACCGUUUGUCGGAACAUUCCAAUCAAGUGGAAAUGUUAUUCUUGGAACAGCCAUAAUCCAUGUCUGCAACAACAUCGGUGAGUGGACUCCAGUUCGUGCGUUGCUCGAUACCGGGUCUCAGAUCUCCGUCAUCACUCAUGCGUGUGCGUCUCGAUUGGGCCUAAGACGUCGACAUUGUAGUACCUCAGUCAUGGGGUUAUCACAAGCACAUGUACCAGCUACAAAGGGAUCUACUCAUCUGACGUUCAAACCCAGACACGCAAAUAAUCCACAAAUAUCGUGCGACCCAUUAAUUCUAUCAAAAAUAACGGGUCCGAUGCCCGCAUCUCAGUUAAGUCGAGAUAUUCGAGACACAUAUAACCAUGUUGAGCUGGCAGACCCUGAAUUUGAUAAUCCAGCACCAAUUGAGUUUUUACUCGGCGCAGAUGUCUACGCCAAUAUUUUAGGUGAUUGUGUGAGAGUACUACAUGCCCACGGAUUCCCUUCGGCGUUUGAAACCAGUCUUGGAUGGGUAAUAAUCGGACACACAACUGCCCCGGAUCCGUCUCCAUGCGUGUCACUACUAUUAUCUACUCAACCGUCACUCGAUCACUUAAUGCAUCAGUUUUGGUCGAUAGAAGAGCCAUCACCACCUGUUCAGCCUUUCACAGACGACCAAAAAUGUGAAGUGCUCUUCACCCAGACAACGAGCAGGGAUGACCAAGGUCGAUUCUCGUUAGCGUUACCUUUCAAAAGUAGUCCAUCCAUCCUCGGCGACUCGUACAAAAUGGCGACCUCUCGUUUCUAUAAUUUGGAGCACAAAUUACAACGAGACCCAGACUUGUAUGCCCAGUAUCGCGAUUUUAUGAAAGAGUAUGAAGCCUUGGGCCAUAUGGUCAUUUCAAAACAGCCAGGGAAAUAUUACAUUCCACACCAUGCAGUGGUAAAGCGCAACGGUAUAAACACUAAACUGCGCGUGGUGUUCGACGCAUCUGCUGCAUCCACGUCAAAUUAUUCUCUCAACGACCUACUAUAUACUGGUCCUAAACUCCAAAAUGACAUUGCGCAGAUACUCCACCGGUGUCGGUUGAAGCGCUACAUGGUCACGGCAGACAUCUGCAAGAUGUACCGCCAGAUUCGAAUACACCUUGAUGACCGCACUUACCAGCACAUUGUAUGGCGAAAUUGUCCAUCAGACGAACUCCAAGACUACGAAUUGACCACAGUUACCUACGGAGUAUCCGCUUCACCUUAUCAGGCUAUUCGAGUCCUCCACCAAUUGGAACGUGAAGACGGCCACAAAUUCCCAUCAGCUCAAAAUAUAUUGUCAACACAAACAUAUGUCGACGACAUUGUGUCAGGCGAUGACACGAUUUCUGCGCUACUGCAACGGCAAGCGGACCUCGUCCAACUCUUGAUGCAAGCAGGAUUCGAGUUGAAGAAAUGGUCGUCAAAUAGUCGUGAAAUCCUACGCCAGAUUCCACAAGGAGACCACGCGGUUCAAUCGUCGUUUGAUCCCAAAGACGAUAUGUCCAUAAAAAUAUUGGGACUCCAUUGGGAUCCAGUAACCGAUACAUUUAGUUACCAUACGUCAUCAAUGCCAGUAACUAUGACAAAGCGGGUGGUUUUGUCCACCAUAGCAAAAUUGUACGACCCGGUGGGUGCUCUAGCCCCAAUCAUCUUUUGGGCAAAGUCCUUUAUGCAAACCAUUUGGCAGUCUGGUUUAAAUUGGGAUGAUCCGCUGCCCCCGUCGUUGAUGACGUCUUGGGGAAAAUUUGCAUCUGAGCUACAUCUUGUUCGUGAAAUUAAGCUACCUCGACACAUAGCGGUUUCGCCUAACUGUGUGACGCAGUUGCUCGGAUUCUGUGAUGCAUCUGAGAGAGGAUACGCAGCAGUGGUGUAUCUUCGCACGAUUGAUGUCAACGGCCAGAUAAAGCUAUACUUUAUCACAUCAAAAUCCAAGGUAGCACCACUUAAACUGGGGAAGCUUGAUCACUCACUGACAAUACCACGUCUCGAGCUAUGCGGUGCUCUCCUGUUAGCUCAGACGAUACAGCGGCUCUGUGAAACGUUUGAAAAUUAUAUUUCUAUUUCAGCGGUUUACACUUGGACUGAUUCCCAAGUAGUUUUGUCUUGGUUGACGUCAACUCCAUCACAAUUCAAGAUUUUCGUGACGAACCGCCUAGCCAAAAUAAGUUCGUUGAUGCCUCCAUGUCGCUGGCGAUACAUACCAUCCGCACUGAAUCCUGCCGAUUGUGUAUCUCGGGGACUCUUUCCGUCGGAAACCGUCAAUCAUUCCCUCUACUGGCACGGUCCUCCUUUCGUUUGUCUAGUCGAAUCGGAAUGGCCAACUGAAACUUAUGAGUUAAUACCUCCAGCAGGAUUACCAGACUAUAAACCAUUAGAUGCAGUGAUAUGCAAUGUGACGUCACUUCAAUCCCCUGCAUGGUACCUUCGCUUUUCGUCACUGACACGGAUGCAACGCGUCACUGCGUACGUUCAACGGUUUAUAACAAUAAUCAAGCAUCUACCCACUUCAGUUGGCCCACUACAACGCUCAGAGUUAGAGCAGGCUCUGGUCCCAAUAAUUAUCGACACUCAACGUACAUGCCUCGCUGCUUUAGUAUCACAAUUGAAUGUUGACGAUCCAAAAAUUUCCCCACGUUCAAUGGCACAAUUGGCACCAUUCAUCGAUCAAACAGGUAUCAUUCGUGUGGGAGGGCGACUUACACACGCUCGCUCCAGAAUGGUUGCCCAAUGCCCGAUUCUAUUACCAAAAGUGUCACAUUUUACAACGUUGGUCAUACGGCAUUACCAUCUCACAUAUCUGCACGCCGGUCCACAACUAAUCGCAUCACUAUUAGCACGUACCUAUUGGGUGAUAUCGGGAAGAUCAGCCAUCAGACAACUAGUGUUCAAAUGUACAGUGUGUGCACGUCAUAAACCACGAAUUCCGCAACCAUUCAUGGCGGACUUGCCUCCACAACGAGUUCGUCAAUCACGUCCAUUUUCCCACGUCGGCGUCGACUUUGCAGGACCGCUGUUAAUCAAGGAUGGACGCCGGAGAAAUUCACCCUCUGCAAAAUGCUACUUAGCGGUCUUCAUCUGUAUGUCCAUCAAGGCCAUCCACGUAGAAGUCGUGUCAGAUUUAUCUACCAACUCUUUUAUUGCCUCCUUACAUCGAUUUGUGUCUCGACGAGGGGUACCGUCUGAUAUAUACUCAGAUUGCGGGACUAACUUCAUUGGAGCGGACAAGGAGCUACGGAAACUCUUCAGGACGUCGGCAGCUCAACAUUCCGUCAGUGAUGCCAUUCCGUGCCGCUGGCAUUUCAAUCCCCCGGCCGCACCCCAUUUCGGUGGGUUAUGGGAGGCGGCCGUCAAAUCCGUCAAGUUUCAUCUUAAAAGAGUAGUUGGCACCCAAAUCUUAACCUUCGAAGAAUUAACAACCUUAGCAAGUAGGAUUGAAGCUGUGUUGAACUCUCGUCCGUUAACUGCCAUGUCGUCUGAUCCACACGAUUUACGAGCACUGACACCCGGAGACUUCCUCAUCGGUCAGCCAUUAACCGCCAUUCCUGAACCCGACCAAACUCAUAUCGCCCAGAAUCGGAUGAAUCGUUGGGAACUUCUCCGACAAAUAUACCAAUCCUUUUGGACACGGUGGGCCUCCGAGUAUUUGACAACCCUACAGGGCCGUUCCAAGUGGGUUCAGCACCAACCUAACGUAAAGGUCGGAGACCUUGUAUUAGUACAAACACCAAAUCAGCCCCCAUUGUUCUGGAAACUUGGUCGAAUCGAAAACACGCAUCCCGGACAGGACGGUGUCGUUCGUGUGGCAACAGUUCGAACAAGUGAUGGUAGUAUGAAACGUCCAGUAGUAAAGCUGGCAGUGCUGCCUAUGGAAGAAUCUUCAACAUCUUCAACAUAA
Messenger RNA from Melanaphis sacchari, 5205 nucleotides. RefSeq lists its product as uncharacterized. Gene Ontology annotation, biological process: DNA integration; proteolysis. NCBI's taxonomy places the organism in Eukaryota, Metazoa, Arthropoda, Insecta, Hemiptera, Aphididae. The record is from RefSeq and is a predicted model, not a curated record. Bases 1 to 5205 code for a protein of 1734 amino acids. Gene Ontology annotation, molecular function: aspartic-type endopeptidase activity; nucleic acid binding. The transcript has a single exon.